Phyllotreta striolata is the source of this 1586-nucleotide messenger RNA. NCBI's taxonomy places the organism in Eukaryota, Metazoa, Arthropoda, Insecta, Coleoptera, Chrysomelidae. The record is from the annotation of a GenBank genome assembly.
GAUGGUAAUCAAGAUGUGCGAUUCGGAGGUAUCGACCGUCCGGAGCAAACCGAAAUUCGAAAAAUGGGUAACCAAAAAUAUGCUGUUGAUACUGACUUUGAUGGGGGUGUUAUUCGGCGGAGCGAUUGGGUUUUCCUUGAGACCUCUGAGGCUAUCCCAAACGGCCGUAAUUCUGAUAUCUUAUCCAGGCGAAUUGUACAUGAGGAUACUGAAAUUGGUGAUACUGCCGUUGAUAAUGUCCAGUUUGAUAACGGGUUGUUCGAGCCUCGAUGCUAAAUUAAACGGGAAAAUAGCUCUACGAACGCUGAUUUAUUUCAUAUCCACGUCCAUGUUCAACGCCUUGUUAGGCGUCGUACUAGGCGUUACCUUGCAUCCAGGCGAUCCAGGUUUAGGCGUUUCAUCCAUAGCCGAAGGCAACGAAAGGAAAACCAGUUCUGUACUGGACAGCAUAUUAGACAUGGGAAGAAAUAUCGCAGCUGAUAACAUUUUCCAAGCCACCUUCCAACAAGUUUACACUGAUAACGUCAAUGUUACCAACGUACUCAACAAAAACGGAACCAAACAAAUCGUCAGUAAAAUGGAGAAGAUACUGAAAUACAGGUUAGGUACCAACAAUUUGGGCAUAGUGUUCUUCUGCAUCGCCUUCGGCACCAUCUUGGGUACCACCGGACCGACGGGGAAACCGAUCAAGGAAUUCUUCUCGCUGGUAUUCGACGUGAUCAUGAAAAUGGUGAAAGGCAUAUUGUGGAUCACGCCGGUGGGUUUGUGCAGCAUCAUAGCCGGAAAAAUCAUGACGGUGGCGGACAUUUGGCUGAUCAUGUCCCAAUUGGCUUGGCUGAUAAUCACAGUGGUGUUGGGAGUUUUCAUUUACCAGUUUAUUAUAUUGCAAUUGGUGUAUUUCUUGAUCGUUCGAAAGAACCCGUUCAGGUAUUAUUUGGGAGUGUUGCAGGGGACAUUAACGGCUUUCGCGGCCGCCUCGACAGCGGUCGCCCUGCCUAUAAACAUGGAUUUAAUGGAUAACGAACUCGAAAUUGAUCCGAGAAUAACCAGAUUCGUCAUGCCCGUCGGAUGCAACACGAAUUUGGACGGUACGGCGAUGUUCCUGGCCAUAUCGACCAUAUUUAUAGCGCAAAUGGGCGGUUACGAGCUCGGUACCGGAACUUUAAUCACAAUUUGGUUUACAUCGACGAUAAUGUCUUUCGCUGUGACCAGCGUGCCAAGUUCGGCUUUGGUGAUAUUAUUCAUGAUAUUAUCUUCGAUUGGGCUGCCUAACCAUAAUGUACCGCUUUUAUUUGCCAUCGAUUGGUUUGUGGACCGAUUUCGGACGACCAAUAACAUGCUGGGCGAUUGUUAUGCAGCGGCGAUAAUCGAUAAACUAUCGAAAAAGGAAUUAGAAGAAUGCGAUCAAGAGAGCGAUUUGAAUUACAAACAUCAGAAAAAAACGAUUUCCGAAAUUGUUUAAAAGUAAUCGACAUACUAAUUUUCAUCGAUGAGAAGUGUUCUUCGACUAUUUACGACCGAAAAAAAGCUGAAUAAAUAUUUAAAUUAGAGACUGCCUACGCCGAAUGGAUCAGAAUGUAAAAAAA